CAGCACUCAUCCUCUUUCCCCCCAGCGCUAGGUUAGCCAGCCUCCGCCGGCCGCCGCCAUCGCAGUUCCUUCUGUCGCCGAUGACACACACGCCGCUUGUCCAGAUCGCCCAAGGAGCCAUGGAGAAGAAGAAAGAGAGGUCAUUGACCUCCAUUCUUGGGAAGGAGCCAGCGAUUGGAAAAAAGAAGAAGGGCAGAAGCAAGACCUCCAGCUCCAUGGACGCCGGCAUCGAGCCGUCCGUUCGCUCCAAGGCCAAUCCAAGCAUCGUCCUUGUUGACCCGCUUGUGAGGGCAAAGCAGCAGGCGCGAGCACUGCCACCCCCGCCUCCGCCUCGGCGUCUACCUGACAACAAAGGUAUCGGCGCGCGGGCGGCAGCUGUUGUUGCAUCCGGCUGGACCGGCUCCGCGAACACCUCCGUCACGCCUACUUCUCCGGCUGAAGCUGACUCCUGGGAACAUGAGCCGGAAGAGGAUCGUGUCCAGGAGCAGGAUGAGGAAGAGAAGGAUGAGAAUGUGUAUGUGCCUGCUGAUGAGUCCGAGUCUGAGGAAGAAGAGAACUCGUAUGAUCUUAGAGAUGACAUGUCAGAGGAUGAAAUGGAUAUUGUUCAGUCCCCUGGAGGUGAGACUGAUGUGUUUGUUGUUAGUUCAGAAGAAGACAAUGCAAGAACAGGAGAGAAACACAAGAAAGGGGUGAAAGUCAAGCGCAAGGUCACUACCAAGGGCAGUAGCAAGUCCAGUACUAGCAGGGAGAGUUCAGAUUGUUGGACUUUUUUUGAGAAGGUGAUGGUGAAAUCAGAAAAGGAUCCUAAGGUUGAAGAGUUGAAGGCAAAGUGCAUGCAUUGCCACAAUUUAUACAUAUAUGUUCAAGGUUCAAGCACCACAACACUUAAUAGGCAUAUGAAGAAGUGUAAGAUCUUCAAGAACAAGGUUGCGACGAAACUUAUACAAUCACGGCUUGGGUACAAGCCGUCCAAUGUUAGAGGUGAAUCCGGUCUUCCUCUAGGUGUGCCAUCCAAUGGGUAUGAGCACACAACUAUGAAGGAGUUGAUUGCAAAAAUGGUGGCUGUCCAUAACUACUCAUUCAGGAUGGUGGAACAUGAGUGGUUCAAUAUUGUGAUGAAGUACUCGAACCCGCUAUAUCAAGAAAUUGGUAGGAAGGCAAUAAGAGCUGAGUGUUUGAGGGUUUUCAAUAAAGAGAAGGAAAUCCUUAAGGCAGCCCUGAAGAAUGUGGACCACAUUAGUCUCACUACAGAUAUGUGGACAAGUAACCAAACCAUUUCUUAUAUGUGUGUAGUGGCACACUAUAUAGAUAAACAUUGGAGGAUGCAGACUCGUGUGCUUGCGUUCAUGGAGUUGGACCCCCCUCAUAGCGGAAACGUCAUGGCUGUUGCGUUGUUUGAAUGUGUGACUGAAUGGAAGAUAGAAAACAAGAUAGUGUCCAUCACACUAGACAAUGCAUCAAACAAUGAUUCAGCUGUUAGAGAUUUGAAGGCAAUGUUUUCUGUUCGAAGAGGGACAGACUUUGAAGCCAAAUAUUUCCAUGUCCGGUGUUGUGCUCACAUUGUCAACUUGGUAGUGCAGGAUGGGACAGCCUGCAUGAGCACUUUGGUAACGAACCUAAGGGAGACAGUGAAGUACUUCAAGAAGUCCCCUUCCCGGCUGCACAAAUUUGUUGAGAUUUGCAGGAGUUUAGGCCUUAAAAUUGGAGCGCAUUUGACCCUAGAUGUUUGCACGAGGUGGAAGUGA
Molecule: messenger RNA, 1745 nt
Organism: Triticum aestivum (bread wheat)
Lineage: Eukaryota; Viridiplantae; Streptophyta; Magnoliopsida; Poales; Poaceae
Product: zinc finger BED domain-containing protein RICESLEEPER 2
Exons: 3
Coding region: 81-1745 (554 amino acids)
Molecular function (GO): DNA binding
Source: RefSeq, a predicted model, not a curated record